GCGUUUCGUUUCAGUUUGUAACGGAAAGCUCAAACCAACGGUCGUGUCGUGAAAAUUGGGCAAAGCUCCGUGUGAAAACGCUGAAAUUCCUCGAACGAAAUUGAUUUGUGCGUGUGUGUCUGUGCUUGCAUUUGAUCUGAAGCAAAAAGUAUUAGAAAAUUGCAAAGAGCAUUUUGGAAUUCGCGGCCACACAUAAAAGGUUUUCCAAGUUGCCAAAAACGUUGUCUGGAAGGGAGCGCGUGUAUCUUAGUGUCAUUGUGUUUGUGUCUCUGUGUGUGUGUGUGUGUGUGAAAAAUCCGCCCUUAACAGCAGCCAGAGCCAUCAAGGAUCCCGAAGCUAAGCCAAGUCAAACUUUGAAACCACGGCGCGACUUGAACCACCCGAGCGUUGAUGGCUGCCACCAAAAUCAUCGAUGCACCGCGCAACGGCCACGAGAUGGCGCCACUGAACACACGGGCACGGGGCGAUGGCACCCACGGGGUGACCAUCGUCCUGACCGCCCCGCAGCGCAACUCGGUGCAGUCGGUGGACAUACCGGGCGGAGACCCCGAGCGUGCCGCCUGGAGCGGCAAGAUGCAGUUCUUCCUCAGCAUCAUCGGCUACUCGGUGGGCCUGGGCAACAUCUGGCGCUUUCCCUACCUGUGCCAACAGAACGGCGGCGGUGCAUUCCUGAUACCGUUCAUGAUUAUGCUGAUACUGGAGGGCAUUCCGCUCUUCCUCAUCGAACUGGGCAUGGGACAACGCAUGCGGCUGGGUGCCCUGGGUGUGUGGAACACCAUCCAUCCUUGGCUGGGCGGCAUCGGCAUUUCCUCCUGCAUCGUGACGCUCUUCGUGGCCCUCUACUACAACGUAAUCAUCACGUGGGUCUUCUUCUAUCUCUUCAACAGUUUUCGGUACCCACUGCCCUGGUCCAGCUGUCCGACCAAUGGCACUGGCUUUGUGCUUGAGGAGUGCGCCAAGUCGUCGGAGACAACGUACUUCUGGUACCGCACCACCCUGGAUGCCGCUCCCUCGAUGGAUGAGCCCGGCGGCCUCAAGUGGUGGAUUGUGCUCUGCCUGAUGCUCUCCUGGACCAUUGUCUUCUUCAUCGUGAUGAAGGGCAUCCAGAGCUCCGGCAAGGUGGUCUACUUCACCUCCCUCUUCCCCUACAUCGUCCUCACCAUAUUCUUCAUCCGCGGCAUAACCCUGCGGGGCGCCGGCGCCGGCCUGAUGCACAUGUACACGCCGAAGGUGGAGAAGCUGCUGGAGCCGACGGUGUGGCUGGACGCGGCCACCCAGGUGUUCUACUCGUUCGGCCUGGCCUUUGGCUCGCUGAUAGCCUUCGGCAGCUACAACACUCCGAAGAACAACUGCGUCCGCGAUGUCCUGCUGGUGUCCGUUUGCAAUGCGGUCACCGCCAUCUACGCGAGUGUCGUAAUUUUCGCCAUUCUCGGCUUCAAGGCCACCAUGAACGUGGAUCGCUGUGUGGCAAGCAACACGGAUAUUCUCGUGAAGCAUUCGUUUCUGGAGAACAAGAAUGCGACGACUCUGGAGUACGAGCAUGCGAUGGACAGGCUGAACGAUACGGAGAAGACCCUGUUCCAGCUGAGCGAGUGCACCCUGUCCAAGGAGCUGGAUAAUGCUGCCGAGGGAACGGGCCUGGCCUUCAUUGUGUUCACCCAGGCGAUUGUGGAGCUGCCGGGCGCACCCUUCUGGGCGGUGCUCUUCUUCACGAUGCUGCUGUCGCUGGGACUGGGCUCGCAGAUCGGCAUCUUGGAGGGCAUGCUGUGCACCCUCUUCGACAUAGACAUUAUCAAGCGGGUUAAGAAGCAGCACGUCACCGGCGUGGUGUGUCUAUUCUGCUUUACUGUCGGUUUCAUAUUCUGCACAGGUGCCGGGGAGUAUUGGCUCAAGAUGUUCGACUCUUUUGCCGGCACCAUUGGCCUGGUGGUGGUGGCCCUAAUGGAGAUGAUUGCCGUUAUCUUUAUCUACGGACACGAGCGCUUCACUGAGGACAUCUAUCAGAUGACUGGCUACAGGCCCGGACUCUACUGGCAGCUCACAUGGCGCUACAUUGGUCCCUUCAUCAUGGUCUGCAUUCUCGCCUCGUCUGUCGUCUUUAUGGUCAUCCGAAAUCCCACAUACGGAGCCUGGAAUGCAGAAUUGGGUAUGGUGGAGCAGAAGGAAUAUCCCCGCUGGGUCAUGGGCAUUGCCCUCUCGAUGAUCCUCGCCGGCGUGCUGCCCAUGCCCAUUGUGUUCCUCAUGCGCAGCUUCCAGUGCCUGAAGGUGGACCUGGACAUACACCAGGGCUCGAUUCGACGCAAUGAGACGACCGCCUCAACCAAGGAGAUGAUUGACAAUGACGACGAUGACGAUGACGAUGAGAACGAUUUCAGCGGACCCGCCCUGGGCGGCCACGUCAAGACCCAGAGCGACGGCGACUUCUCCGACGACGACGAGGAGGACAAGCCCAUGACCAUGCGGAUGAUGAUGAUGCGUCCAACGACAACAUCGAACGUGUUGAAUGUGCCAACAAGCAGAAAGCAAAACUACAGCAAAAAGGAUGCCUACGAUGUGUAGAGACAGUUGCAGUGUUUCAGGAGACAGAACGAACACAAUGGCAAGUGAAAUAUUAAUUAAACUGAGUGAACGAAGGAGAGGCAAGAGUCGAGAGUUGAGCAGGAACCGUGCCGAGCUGAGCGCAAACAUUUAUAAAUAUUUACUCUAAGUAUUUUAACAUAAUUUAAUGCUAAACUAAGAAACAGAAAGAAUAAACUGAAGAGUUAAUUGAAUUCGAGUUUGAGUGCGUAACUAAAAUUGUUGAAACGUAUUUUAAACACAAAUUAAAGAACUAAAACUAAACCUAAACCUAAACCAAACAAACUAACUAUUUACGAGUACAAUGAGCUGCUGCAGGACAAAGUUAAAGUGAAAGAAAAACAUGGAGAAGGAGAACAGACAGAAAGGAAAACAAUUAACUUAAAUGGGUUGCUAAAAGUUUCGAUUUGAUUAUGUAGCAUUUAGUUGGAAUGCUUAAAGCUUUACCAUUAGACAGACACUCAAACUGAAAGUAUUUCUGGUUUCCCAGAUAACCUUCCCCCUUCCCCACAAAACCACAACCCAUCCCCUCUUACCGCUCUUUAAUGGAAGAGUAGCAAACGCUUCUUAGUAGUCGACUUAGGCCAGCGCAUUUCCAAAGAGUUUAACUCGACAUUUAGUUUAGUAGAGAUUUACCCUCUGUUAUUAUUUGGACUUCAAGUGGAGUGCAUGCGAAGACCCAAACUAUAAAUCUAAUCUAGCAACGGAGUUACACACAAAGUUUAAUGUUAAUUCAAACAAGUUACACCCCUAUAAGAACCUUUCGAAGCUCCAACUGCGUUGAGCGAGAGAUACAAGUACAUAAAUUAUUAAUACUUAUUGAACACAAAGAUACAUGGAAUAUGUGAUAUUCUGAAUAAUAUCCUCGAACUUUAGUCUAAGCGAGAAACCUUAACGAUUUCACUUAGCUGUUAAGACUCUUCGAUAUCCCAUGCCCUAAAACCUUCUACAUACCCCAUACCCAAUCCCACUUGCAGCCACACACCAUAUCUGUUCUCUCAACUCUAUCCACCCACUCCUCCCGCGCUCUUCUGAUGGAGCCACCCAAGUGUAUUUUCCUAUAUUGUACCAACAGAAACAAAACGAGAAAACAAAAUGAGAAAAAUAAACUGCUGUGAAUAGAUUUAGUGGUGGUAAAGCUCUACUGAAGAUGGAAGGGAAACCAUAAAGCUAAUGUUUAACUAGUUCUUAAGCGGCACAGCACACUCCACUCCACUCCACUUCAGUUCACUCCGAGGUACACCCAUUCCCAAUUCCCAAUUAGGUUUCCGCAACAUGGCAAUCCUAAUGCAGAAGUAUUUAAUCAUAGCACACCAUUCCUCCACAUCCCUCCUAACUUUCUCUUGAUUCGGUAAAGAAGAAUUAAAGUCAGCAAAAAGAAUACAGAAUACAGAUUAAAGAUUAAUGAUAACUGAUCAAAAUACAUGGAAUUCGAAGUACCCAAACAGCUUGAAGAUGUUGAAGACAAUAAGACAAUUAUAGAAAUAUACUUACAGGAUGGCCUCGUCGCGUUUAGGGAGAUACGAGAGAUACAGCCCAUAGCAGAGCAGCAAUUGUAGCCAGAUCAAAGAAACUGCUCAUUAACAUUAAAUAGAAAAUCAAAUACAAAACAGUCAGCAUUCUCCGCACCUUCACAUCCUGAUAUCCUCGCAAUCGCAAUAGACACCGAAACCAAAUACCAAAUACCAUAAAAUAGCAAGCCUAAGUGUAUAGUUUAAUUGUUUACUAUUGCCACUAUAUAUACAUGCAUGACCCUAUGAGUACUAUUAUACAUACAUACAUACUUAUAUACUACUGUAUACAGUAUAACAACCUAUAUACAUAGCUCUACCAUAAUUAUUGUAUAUCAAUUAUUGUCGUAGUGCUAAAGAUCCGAGCGAAAUUGUCGCAACGGACUCGUGUAAAUUUCGAUUGUAUUAAAACGAAACAAAACCCAAACACACACACACACACACACACUGCAAAAUGAGAUGAAUGAAUACUUAUAUAUUGUAAACAGUUAUUAUACCGUAUGCAGGAAAUUAUGAUUAUGAUUAAUAAAGAUAUUUCAAGAUUAGUGCGUUAAGUUGAAAGAAGAGCAA
Messenger RNA from Drosophila subobscura, 4658 nucleotides. RefSeq names its product sodium-dependent neutral amino acid transporter B(0)AT3. Gene Ontology annotation, cellular component: membrane. The transcript is spliced from 9 exons. The coding region runs from base 391 to 2559 and encodes 722 amino acids. The record is from RefSeq and is a predicted model, not a curated record. NCBI's taxonomy places the organism in Eukaryota, Metazoa, Arthropoda, Insecta, Diptera, Drosophilidae. Gene Ontology annotation, biological process: sodium ion transmembrane transport.